ACAACGAGUAGGAUUGCACUGAAACCUCAGCCGUGUUGCAGAGAAAAAAGUCCGCUUCGACGAUAGUCUUGUGUAUACCGCUUUUGUGAGUGUCGUUGUCAAUCGGUCUGCGAAGACGCGACGCAUAUCGUACAGAAAGAAAAAGCAGGCUCGAAAAAGGUGCCCCUCAAGCUUGUGUCGACUGUGAGGGCGGGGUGGUUUCGACCGCCAAAUUUGAAUUCGAAAGAGUGGUGGCACUCGUGGUGGUGAAUGUGGUUCUAGUCAGGUACUGCUUGCCAGAAGCCCACGUUACAAACGAGAACGCUUUUUGAUAGUGGAUCAGGGAAGUGAGCUUAUUGUGGAUGUGAAGCGACAGUUAUUUAGCAACAGUGGCGGUUACAGAGUGUACACCAAGCAACAAGUGAGCUGUUACGUGCAAGUUAUUGAUAUUAAUCUUCACUUGGAGUAAUAAUAGACCUGUGCGACAACAUGUGUACCAGAAGUGCGAACAGACAACUGAGCGUGGAGCCGUGUAAACGGAAAGUCGGUAUAUUCGUGUCUCGAGAAUCUUCAAUUCAGGAUAUCGACGACAUUGAGGUUCAAAAGGUUGGAGAGCGCGUAGAGCGGCUAUUGAUAGAUGCGCUUGAAAAAGCUGAAGAACUCUGGGCUUCGACUGGCAUCACCACCGUGAAACUCUCCGAGCUUCUCUACAGAAAUAUACUCAAGGUGGGAUUGUUACAUCUGUUAGCGCUCUAUGGGCUUUUGUAUAUACCUUAUAUGAAAUGGGAGACCGCGGCAUGGUCUUUCUUCUAUCUGUCCGUGUCGGGGUUGUCCGUUACGGCCGGAGCCCACAGACUUUGGUGCCACCGUUCAUAUAAAGCACGUUGGCCUUUACGAGCAUUUCUGAUGUUGGCGAAUUGCUGCGUCGCUCAAAAUGAUAUCUACGAUUGGGUUCGAGAUCACCGGGUUCAUCAUAAAUUUUCUGAUACCGACGCUGACCCGCACAAUAUCACGCGGGGUUUAUUCUUCUCGCAUGUUGGAUGGCUUUUUGUUAGGAAGCACCCAGAGGUGACCCGCCUAGGAUCCAAAGUCGACUGCAGUGAUGUUGCCGAGGAUCCCAUUGUUGCGUUUCAGAUCAGACAUUACGUUGUGCUGACCUUACUAUUCGCUACCUUGAUCCCCACGUGUCUGCCCGUAUACUGCUGGGAUGAGUCCAUCUGGGUAGCAUUCUACAUCUGCACGAUAAUCCGUUUGGUCAUUCAGCUCAAUGUAACGUGGUCUGUCAAUUCGUUCGCGCACUAUUUUGGCGAAAAACCGUUCGAUAACACGAUUUGGCCAACAGAAACCAGAUUUGUCGCCUUCGCUGCAGCCGGAGAAGGCUGGCAUAACUACCAUCAUACGUUUCCACACGACUAUGCUUGCUCUGAGCUGGGAUGGUACCUAAACCCUACAAAACUGUUCAUUGACUUUAUGUGGCUAAUAGGAAUGGCCUAUGAUUGCAAACAGGUAACUCAGGAAUCGAUGGACAGUGUCAAGUUCCGUAGAGGCGAUGGCACACGAAGGCCUGCGCAUGCAUCAUGCGAACUUGCUUCAAAAGACGCGUCCGCCAGUAGCCAUCAGUUCUGACACCUCGUAGCCAUUGCAGGACGUAUCGACUAUACAAACAAGUAAACUGUUAAGUGUUGUUGCGAGAAAGUGUAUUGUAUAUUUUGUAAGUACUGCUGAAAGAACAAAACGAUAUACGAUUCUAUAAUAACUUUAUAUCUUGAACGUUACAAUGUUACAUGUCUAAACAACUGAGCCAUUGUUGUUAUUGUCAUUAUCGACAUCCUUGCACGUGGAAGCGUCGUCUGCAUGUAUACAGAAUUAGGUGUGUCUAUACAACUUGCCGGUAUUACGGUAACUGACCUUUAAGAAUUGCAUCCAAAAGUACGUAGACCUGAUGAAAGGACAAUUCAGUGUAAAGUGAUUGAGUAUUCUGGCGCUAACAACACGUAAUGUUAACCAGUGCCAUAUAUAUAUAUAUACACAUAUAUAUAUAUAUAUGUAUAUAUAUGUGUGUAUAUAUAUAUAUACGUAUAUGUAUGUAUGUAUACUACAUCACAGGCAAGCUUAUCGUCUUUUUUGCUUUGAUGUAUGUCACAAAAGAGUGGACACGGCACAGAUUAAAUGUUCAUUCGGUCACUGUUAAGUUUGGGCGUAUAUUGUCUUUAGGACGAAACGAAGACAUGCCAAGGAGCACAAUUUUCUAUAGGCAUUUACUUCCUAGAAUAAUUCAAUUAUCUAAAGGUUAUACCCCUACGAAACAUCGAGAAAAACGUUAUCACUUACAAACAAUGAGUAUCUUUAAUACAACUAUGCUGUAGUGUAUGUUACCGUUAAAAAAAACAUGUGCUGUAGGUUUAGAUCAUGGCCUCCUUCUAUACGCACCAAAGAUCAAGAAACACAUGCCGUCACAGAUAUGGUUGCAAGACACCACGUAUAUCAUUUGUGAUACUCGAAUACGAUAUGGGACUUUAUUGUUAGGGUAAAACGUUAUUUCUACUUUGGGUAAAGUUUAGAUUUAAAAAAAAUGAGCCCUAAAUAUUCACACACCUGGUUGACUCAAUUUCUACAAACGAUUGUACAACGAUACGAUGAAUAUGGUAUUUUGUUCAUCUUCAGCUCGAUUUUUUUAUCAGAGCUGCAACCUAAUGGCUUUAAGCUCUUCAUCUAACCUAUGCGGUUUAACGAAUCGUACCCAUAAUCAAAAA
Molecule: messenger RNA, 2732 nt
Organism: Varroa destructor (honeybee mite)
Lineage: Eukaryota; Metazoa; Arthropoda; Arachnida; Mesostigmata; Varroidae
Product: stearoyl-CoA desaturase 5-like
Biological process (GO): unsaturated fatty acid biosynthetic process
Cellular component (GO): endoplasmic reticulum membrane
Molecular function (GO): stearoyl-CoA 9-desaturase activity; iron ion binding
Source: RefSeq, a predicted model, not a curated record